UUUUAUAUAUUUCACAAAAUUGUAGACUAUUCAACUCCUAUACCCUAUUUAAACCAAUCCAAACUAAUCCUUAAUUCUCACCAAAAACCCAAUAAUGGGAUACUCCAAUAUUGCUUUAAUCAUUUGUUUCCUUACCUUUGCUAUAUUUCACUCAUCACAAGCUCAAAACUCCCCUCAAGAUUAUCUUAACGCUCACAAUGCAGCUCGUAGACAAGUUGGAGUCGGUCCUAUGACAUGGGACAAUAGGCUAGCGGCCUUUGCCCAAAAUUACGCCAAUCAAAGAGCUGGGGACUGCAGGAUGCAACACUCUGGUGGACCUUACGGUGAAAACCUAGCUGCCGCUUUCCCCCAGCUCAACGCGGCUGGUGCUGUGAAGAUGUGGGUUGAUGAGAAGCAAUGGUACAAUUAUAACUCGAAUACUUGUCAAGCUGGUAAAGUAUGUGGACACUAUACUCAGGUGGUGUGGCGUAACUCGGUACGUCUUGGUUGUGCUAGGGUCAGGUGCAACAACGGGUGGUACUUUAUAACUUGUAAUUAUGAUCCACCAGGUAACUGGAGAGGACAACGUCCAUAUGGUGAUCUUGAAAAUCAACCGGCUUUUGAUUCCAAGUUGGAACUUCCAACUGAUGUCUAAUUAUAAGUUACAUGAUCAAAAACAUGAAUGAAUAAAGUGAUCGAUUGUCGAGGAAAAUAAAAUCCAGGCUAUGCUUAUGUGACUUGGGAAAUAUGUACUCUAAACUUAUAUAUUUUGUUGCUAUGUGUAUCACAAUUCACAGUGUAUUUUACAGUUUUUUUGUGGGCUUUAUUGGAUGUGUGUAUGUUGCAGCUUAUU
Solanum lycopersicum (tomato) is the source of this 832-nucleotide messenger RNA. Its product is annotated as PR1 protein. Lineage: Eukaryota; Viridiplantae; Streptophyta; Magnoliopsida; Solanales; Solanaceae. The record is from RefSeq and is marked validated. Gene Ontology annotation, cellular component: extracellular region.